This is a messenger RNA of Penicilliopsis zonata CBS 506.65, 1379 nucleotides long. RefSeq lists its product as hypothetical. The transcript is spliced from 2 exons. Bases 451 to 1017 code for a protein of 188 amino acids. Gene Ontology annotation, biological process: chromatin remodeling. The record is from RefSeq and is a predicted model, not a curated record. NCBI's taxonomy places the organism in Eukaryota, Fungi, Ascomycota, Eurotiomycetes, Eurotiales, Aspergillaceae. Gene Ontology annotation, cellular component: Ino80 complex.
ACCCUCUCCACGGUCGCGCCCGGUCGCCCGGUCGCCUUCCCUAACUCUCGACUCCCAACUCAUCCAACAGUUGUACAAUACUUGAACCUUCGUCCACACUGUCUUUCCUAAUUUACACUUCCCUCACAUACUCUCUCUCUCUCUCUCUCUCUCUCUCUCUCUCUCUCGCACUCACUCAAUCACUCACUUACUCACGCCUACACAUCUACACAUCUACGCACCUAGACGCCUACGCCAUGCCUGCCUCAAACAACACCUCUACUCUCGGCCGCUCCAGCCGGUCUGGACCCUCCAAGGCCAUUGUUGUGCUACGACUGCCCUCGAACCUGCUCGCCCAGUUCGCCGGCGAGGUCAAGGAGGAGCUCGGCGCCUCGCCGGCCAAGGUCAAAGAGCCCUCCUCGCCCGCUUCUUCUGCAACCGAUCCUGUGCUGCCGGCUUCAUCUGUUGACAAUGCAUCGGACGCAGCCUCGACCCCGGCGGCCGGUACCGCUGCUGCAGAGGCCCUGCGACGCAAAGGCAUGCCCGGACCCAAACCAGGCACAAAGAGAGCUCUGGCACAGAAUGGAGACAGUGCGUCGAAGCCAAGAGGGAAGCCUGGACCGAAGAAAAAACCGAGACUGUACGGAGGACGGUACCAUUGAUCACACCAAGUUGACCGCCGCGGGUCAUAAACUAGGCCCCAAGGCCAACACGGGAGCCAUCAAUGCUGGUUUACGAGCACUCGACCGUACGGGAGCUCCCUGUCGCAAGUGGGAGCGCAAGCCAUUGCAACUCAAGAGCUUCACGGGAAUCCUCUGGCAGCUGCCCACCUGGCGCUCGCCCAAACCGCCCAAGACCGAGGACAGCGGCGAUGCCAAGGAGACGUCCGCCCUCGAAACGGGCGAUAGUGACAGCAAGGCCAAUCACAGCGCCAGCGGCGUUCCCAGCGAGAAGAGCAACCUAGGUGACGGCGAUCUCACUCCGCUGCCACCUACGAUGGUCGAUUCAGCCGCGGCGCCUAUUGCCAUGACGGCGUGAUUCAACUCUUCGUUUCGUCUCUUCAUCUUAUCUAAUUCAUCCAUCCUAUCAUAUCUUUCUAUCUUUCAUGUACAUUAUUUUUUUUUGUUGUUUGUCUCUUUGUUUGUUUGCGUAUCAGCUUCGGCGUGGGGUUUCGUUUGUUUAUGCUUUACUCUCAAGGUCAGACUGGCCGUUGGAUUGCUUAUUAUGGGAUUUGGUCGAGGUUAUUUCGUUGUAUCAAUAGGUAGUAAGUAGAUGCGUGGAUCGGGUUGGAUGCAAAAGUGCAUUAUCACAGUCUAGGUAUUGGAAAGACAUUCCUAUAUCAUCAGUUCGGGUUCUCUCAGGGAUCCCUAAUAAAUUAAUACUUUAUAAUGUAUCCUGGC